CUGUCGUGGUUGUCGUAUCUUGUUUUGAAAUUCAAGUGAGGAAGAUUAAAGCAUUUUGUUUGUGCCUUUAAGGAUUGCCACUCACUGCCUGCCUUUUCUGUUUGACCUGACUGGAAUUACAGCCCCGCGGAUCGUUCGCUCAACGAUGGAGGGAGAACGUGUUUGAGUUCCGACAUUAAUAGGCCGGGGAUAGAUGCGAUGAUUUCCGUGAGCCGCCACGAGGAACGAGAUCAAAAGCGUGCUCCGGAGCUCAGAAAAUCCACAGGUCUACAAAAGUUUACGCUCAGGAGCAGCAGGUUUUUACAUUAUAUCGUAUGCAAGUGGCUGCCUGAGUGGGUAGAGAUUCAAGUACAGAAAGAUUCCAAAGGCAUGCCUUCAGUUCAAAUAUAGUCUGAUGUUUUCGGAUUGAAUUGGUCCAUUAUUUUGUGACAACAUGGAGGCUGAUUCCAAGAAACCUGCCACUGACUCCCUGAGGCUUAAGAAGGAUAUCUCCUUGUUGCAUGGAAUUUGCCUGAUUGUUGGAAAUAUGAUUGGAUCAGGUAUCUUUGUUUCUCCCAAAGGAGUUCUGAUAUUCAGUGGUUCCUACGGCCUUUCGUUGAUUAUCUGGGCAAUGGGAGGAGUAUUCUCUGUGUUUGGAGCACUAUGCUAUGCAGAACUUGGAACAACCAUAAAGAAAUCUGGUGCAAGCUAUGCGUACAUACUGGAGUCAUUUGGAGGUUUUCUGGCAUUUCUGCGUCUCUGGACAUCUCUGCUGAUUGUUGAACCAGCAUGCCAAGCUGUCAUCGCCAUCACAUUUGCCAAUUAUCUGAUUCAACCAUUCUUUCCUUCCUGUGACCCACCUUAUUCCGCUGUGCGAUUGUUAGCUGCCUUUUGCAUAGGUCUGCUGACAUUGGUAAACUGUGCCAAGGUGAAGUGGGGAGCAACUGUCCAGGUGGUGUCCACAUUUGCUAAAGUGAUUGCCUUGAUCAUCAUCAUCAUAGCUGGGCUGGUGAAGCUUUGUCAAGGAGAAACGGAUAAGUUCCAAAAUUCCUUCCAAGGCUCCAAAUUGAACGGUGGGGACAUGGCCCUGGCUCUGUAUUCGGCAUUGUACUCUUACUCCGGUUGGGAUACUCUUAACUUUGUGACGGAAGAGAUCCAGAACCCUGAAAGGAACCUACCCUUAGCCAUUGCUAUUUCUAUGCCUCUUGUAACGGGUAUCUACAUCCUAACAAACGUGGCUUAUUAUGCUGUCCUGGAUAUUCCUACCAUCCUGCACAGUGAUGCUGUGGCUGUGACCUUUGCAGAUCAAGUUCUGGGUUACAUUAAAUGGCUCAUACCAUUGUCCGUAGCUAUAUCUUGUUACGGUGGCCUUAAUUCAUCGAUCAUUGCAGCCUCCAGACUUUACUUUGUUGCCUCACGUGAAGGCCAUCUACCCAGUGUGCUCUGUAUGAUCCAUGUUUUUCGAUAUACCCCGAUUCCAGCCCUGUGUUUUAAUGGAGGGAUGGCUUUAAUCUAUCUCUGCGUAGAAGAUAUUUAUAACCUCAUUAACUACUUCAGUUUUAACUAUUGGCUGUUCAUUGGCCUGUCAGUUGCCAGCCAGAUUUACUUGAGAUGGAAGUUCCCAGAUCUGCCACGACCUGUAAAGCUCAGCUUAUUUUUUCCGAUUGUCUACUGCCUGUGCAGCUUGUUCCUCGUGGUGAUGCCCCUCUACAGCGACACCAUUAACUCCCUAAUUGGGAUUGCAGUUGCACUCUCAGGAGCUCCAGUCUACUUUUUCUGUGUAUAUCUCCCCUCUGAGAAGCGACCCAAGAGCCUUAAAAAAUUAUUACAUAUCUCUUCUUUGCAAACUCAGAAGUUGACGAUGUGCUGUCUAACAGAAGAUGAGGUUGGAGACGACAAGGAAUCUUAACCAAAAUCUACUGAAAACUGUUCCAGAUACAUGACACAAGACAUCGUUCAUGCAGAUAUCGAACCCUGCUGUCAUUAAAACUAUGUGACACAUCACUUGAAUCUGGCAGACUUAAAACUUGACAAUCAAAAUGCUGCAGCCUACACUAUUGGAAUAUUUCUCUUGUAUUGAUGGGGAUUUUUUUCAGCAUACCACCGUCUACCCUUUUUAUAGAAGUAAAUAGCAGUCUCAUCAUAAAUAUUGGUGCUUUUAUUUUGAACUGUCGAUUUUCAUCCUGCCAUGGAGAUUUUUGACAUUAGUCACUCUGAGUUGCCAAAUGUGAUGGGAAAUGUUCUGGAGGGGUGUGAAAGCCACUUCUGAGCUGCCAAAUAUUGGGAAGACACAAUUAAGCUGGGAAAAUAGAUUCCAUGGUCUGCAACAUUGUCUGUAGGAAUCGGGAAGCUCUAUAUUGAUUCCUCUUCCUUUCUGAAGUUGCACCCCUUGUUGUUUUGAGGUGGAGUUCCUCUCCAGAUUAUUUCAGGCCACAGUCUAUGGUUCACAUGAGAGUGACCCAACUUCUGGGUCUCCACAGCAACAUGAAGAUCGACAUUGAAUGGUGACUUUUAAAAUAUUAAAUGAAGAACACCUGACUCAAUUUUCCUUGCUUGUUUUAACAAAUGAACUUUUGAUUUAAAUCUGAAUCUGUUCAGUCUGGAGUGGGUCUAUCCAGGAUGUUGUCACUGCCUGGUUCUCCCUGCAAUUUUCAGAAAGUUUUGUUUUUUAAAAAAAUACCAGCGUUAGAAGAAGCUUCAAGCCACUGUUGUAGAAUGAUGCUAGAAAAUGUCAAGCAGUAGAAAAUUCUGAUCCAACAUCCAAUUAAAAUGACCAGGGGAAGAGCUUCAAAUAGCAGAGCAGCAGAUUUGCACAAAUGUGUUCAGUUAAUGCAUUCCAGCAAAAAGGGGAUUGUGUGUAUUAAUUGAAGAUAGCUGGUUAGAUGAAAGAGAAAAAUGUUUACAAUGAGCAAAAUAUCCCUUGCUUGAAAUUUUUAAGUAAACUUAAAAUAUUUUCACAUUAUAAAUCAUCAAUUGAAAAUCACUGCCUGAUCAUGUACUUGCCCAAUGCUCAAAUAGGUUCACUUUCCAUCAGGAAUCACUGGACUUUGAUCAGGACAAGAAAGCUUGGCUGACUUUCCUCUUACUUGGCACCAGGGCCUCUGAGGUAUAGUUACAGUCCCACUGAAGUCUACUAAUUUAGCACCAUGAUUAGGAUAAUUAAAAACGGGGAAAUUAUUCAAAACAUAUUGUUUCAAGUUUGAGAGGACCUAUAUUUGUGUAGGACCUAGAAUAUUUCUGCUUAAUGAAGUAGCAGUUGGGUUUAAGGCUGUCAGGAAUGUUACAGUGGCAGGGCUCAACAGAUUAUGAACAGUAUUUGACCUCUGGGCGAAUGUAGUAACUACUAUAUCUGAAAUAAUGUGAGUUUUAAAAUAAAAGUCCUGUUGUGCUAUUGCUCAAAUAAUUUUUUAUCUUCAACAUUUAAACGGUUUACAGAUCCAUUUGCACCUAUUCUGUAACAGGCAGAGAACUUAUGAGCUGCAAUAGGAAACUGUUAGUGGUAGUGAAUUGUUCUGUCGUUCAGAGAGCUGUGCAAGUACAAGCUUUUGGACCAAAUGGACUAUUCAUUUUCUGUGUGUUCAGUUACAAUUUUACAACUCAGGUACUGUAGAGCCACAGCUAACACCAAUUUCCUUCCUGUGUGACCCAUUUGUGUUACACGCAACCGCCACUGCCUGCACUGACUCCCUGCAAUCUACUUCAGUAUAGCUUUGAUGCAAGUUGGUUUCACUGAUCUCAUGACAGUUGUUGGUUUGAAGAUUCAUGUGUUCUUGUCAUUGUCCUCUGAGCACCAUGAUCAAGUUGAGUUCUCAACUUCACUUGCCCACCUUGGUAAUACAUCAUCUAAUCAUGCACUUUUUGUUGACCCAAAGGAAAGUGACUUUGAUUUGUCAUCCCAUCCACUCCCAUCCUUAUCAGAAACAGGUAUAAAAUGGGUAACAUGCAGUUUGAGUUCAGUGUGUUUAUGCCUGAUCAGAAACUCCCUCUGCUGGUGUCUUGAACUAUAUAGACCCUGCCAUGCAUUAGGCUGGGUAAAUUGUGUGACUCAUAAUCAAAAUAUUUGGAACAAUUCAUUGACAGUCUUGAGUUGCAGUGGAGAUUUCUUCUCUAAUUGUUUGCAGGCAAUUUUUAAAACACGUGAUCUCGGGUUUUCUGUCUCACCUCUGUUAUUCUGUACCUAAGUUGUGAACCAAUAGAGCUGCUGCUUUUUGUAUUGUAAUACAUUUAUUUUACUGACACUGGUUUCAGAACCCAGGAAAAUUAGACAAGAUUAUUCUUAAUAGUUAAUGAUUUUAAGAAUUUAUUACAAUCUUUUGUUACGUAAUUGUACCUUCAUUGUAGGUUUACCUGAUUACAGAUGGUUGUAACGUUUUUUUGUGACUAUGUAAUUGUGAACAAAUAGUAGUAAAAAAUUGUAGCAGCAUACAAAUGCAUUGUGUCUUGAGUAUUAAAACGGUACUACAAUGCCAAGCUGUUGGUAUUUAAAACAA
Molecule: messenger RNA, 4469 nt
Organism: Carcharodon carcharias (great white shark)
Lineage: Eukaryota; Metazoa; Chordata; Chondrichthyes; Lamniformes; Lamnidae
Exons: 11
Coding region: 434-1888 (484 amino acids)
Biological process (GO): amino acid transmembrane transport
Cellular component (GO): membrane
Molecular function (GO): L-amino acid transmembrane transporter activity; basic amino acid transmembrane transporter activity
Source: RefSeq, a predicted model, not a curated record